AUAGAGCUCAAUUGUCGACUUGUGUCUACAUCACCAAGUCUGGGUUUCGAGAGGUCCAAUCCAAGCAUCGAAAACCAGCUCUUACCCAUCUGCUGUUUUUAAUCUGCCGUGAUCUCGAAACAAACUGGCCUGUCACAGCGACAAGAAGAAUCUUUGCAGCAAUGACUGGUAAUCAAGAUGAUCAAAAUGGCGAUAUGGUGAUCCAUCGAGGAGGCUGCCAUUGCGGUGCCAUCAGGUUCGAGUGUGAUGCCAGCCCUGAGAUCACGGCUUUCCAAUGCAACUGUUCGGUCUGCAUCAUGAAGCAGAAUGUCCACUUCAUGGUGCCAGCAGAGCACUUCCGAUUACUUCAGGGUGAAGAUAAGCUCACGACCUAUCAGUUCAAUACAAACACGGCCAAGCACCUAUUCUGUAGCAUCUGUGGAGUGCAGAGCUUCUAUCUGCCAAGGUCACAUCCGACAUGCCGAGCUGUCACAAUCUAUUGCAUAGACCCAGGCACAUUGAAAAAUGUGAGUGUUGAGCAAGCGGAUGGCAAAGACUGGGAGGCAUGGCACGCCGUCUACAAGGCCAAGCAGCAAGAAGUUGACUCUUGAAAGUGCUGGCCGUCUAUGCAUGUUUAGGUUUAUGAUACGGAUAUGGUUUGACCUUUGUAGAGUAGUGGCAUGUAUGGCACUAUUUGUCUUUGCAAACGAGGGCUUGCAAAUCUUGCACUGCUGUGUCUUGCUGGUUCAUGUUACAUUCCAACUGAUGCAACUGAUGCGAUAGCACAACGGCAACAAGUAGGGUGGCAUCCUGUACAGAGACGAUUGAAUACACUUUCGGGAUAGGCGUCAGAAUCGUCACCCUCAGAACCCGUACUCGGGUAGAAUAAGUUAUA
Molecule: messenger RNA, 874 nt
Organism: Coccomyxa subellipsoidea C-169
Lineage: Eukaryota; Viridiplantae; Chlorophyta; Trebouxiophyceae; Coccomyxaceae
Product: putative integron gene cassette protein
Exons: 5
Coding region: 162-590 (142 amino acids)
Molecular function (GO): carbon-sulfur lyase activity
Source: RefSeq, a predicted model, not a curated record